AUGGCCGAGACCGAGCCCGGGGAGCGGCGGGCGGCACCGGGCACCGGGCCGGGCACCGAGCGGGGCACGGAAUGCAUCACCGGGCCGGGCACCGGACCGGGCACCGAAUGCAUCACCGGGCCGGGCACCGAGCGCAUCACCGAGCCGGGCACCGAGCGCAUCACCGGGCCGGGCACCGGGCCGGGCACCGAGCGCAUCACCGAGCCGGGCACCGGGCCGGGCACCGAGCGCAUCACCGAGCCGGGCACGGCGGGGUGGCCGCAGAGGCCUCCCUACUCGUUCGUGGCGCUGAUCACCAUGGCCAUCCGGGCCAGCCCCGGGCAGCGGCUGCCCCUGAGCGGCAUCUACGCCUACAUCGCGGAGCGCUUCCCCUUCUACCGCGGCCCCGGCCGCCAGUGGCAGAACAGCGUCCGCCACAACCUCAGCCUCAACCCCUGCUUCCGACGGCUGCCCUGCCGCCGCGGCCGCCCCGGCGAGUGGGCGCUGGACCCCGCUUUCCAGGACAUGUUCCCGGAGGGGAAUUACCUCCGCCGCCGCCGCCGCCUCUGCCGCCGCCCGUCCGCAUCGCCCGCGCCGCCCUCCGAGCCCGGGCAGGGCUCGGGGCGCUGCCGCAUCGCCGCCGGGCUCCUGAGAGUCACCGAAACCCGCCCGGAGAGCUGCGGGCAGCGCCGUGCGCUGAGAGAUGCGGCCCCGGCCCCGCUCCUGCCCGCCCCGAGGGGAGCGCACCGGGCUUCUGCGCUGCUCCCGCCGUUCGGAUCUGGGGAAAUUGCCGUGUUCGAGCCUCCAGACAGCCUGAGGAGGAGCUGCAGCACCGAGCAGUACCGCCGUCCUCCGGCUCUGAAGGGAUUGUUUCUGGAGCAGCCCAACAUCAUCCGCCUGGCCGGGAAGGACUGA
This is a messenger RNA of Pyrgilauda ruficollis (rufous-necked snowfinch), 894 nucleotides long. Its product is annotated as forkhead box protein E3-like. The record is from RefSeq and is a predicted model, not a curated record. Gene Ontology annotation, molecular function: DNA-binding transcription factor activity, RNA polymerase II-specific; RNA polymerase II cis-regulatory region sequence-specific DNA binding. NCBI's taxonomy places the organism in Eukaryota, Metazoa, Chordata, Aves, Passeriformes, Passeridae. Bases 1 to 894 code for a protein of 297 amino acids. The transcript has 3 exons. Gene Ontology annotation, biological process: anatomical structure morphogenesis; regulation of transcription by RNA polymerase II; cell differentiation.